Messenger RNA from Aspergillus caelatus, 1634 nucleotides. RefSeq lists its product as uncharacterized. The transcript is spliced from 3 exons. The coding region runs from base 84 to 1523 and encodes 479 amino acids. Lineage: Eukaryota; Fungi; Ascomycota; Eurotiomycetes; Eurotiales; Aspergillaceae. The record is from RefSeq and is a predicted model, not a curated record.
CUAGGAUAAACAGGAACCUCACCCAGCAAUCUUAGUAUCCAUUUGUAUAUCAUAAUUCGCGAUUAUAGUCACAUUUCAUUGUUAUGGAAUCUUGUAGCAAAGAUCCCGGGAGCAUGGUAGAAGAUUGUCGAAUGGCAAUUAAAACACAGCACCUGGAAAAAGCAUAUGAUAACACCCUGGUGCACACGGCACAGCUUUUUAAUGCUGAGAAAAACCGACUACUGCGCGUGGAACAACUGCUCCUUCAAUUUGAAAAUGAGAAUUUGCGGUGGCAGUUGAAUCAUGUCAAUCAGGAAUUGACUAAAACUGCAAGGGCAGAAUCUGAGCUUGAGCUUGGCUCCCUGACCAAUGAUUCUGUCGAUACAAAGAAGUUCCUCGCAGAAAAAUGCCAUCUCUCAAGGGCACUCUCGAGUGCAGAGGCAGAGGUUGAAAGGCUAAAGUCUCAGAAGACUUCUCAACAUACGCUCCUUGCCGAGAAGCGAAAUCUCGAACAACAGGUGACAAUCCUUGAGGCACAACUCGAAAGCGAAAAAAGUGCCCACGAACAAACACUAGCCAAGCAAUCGCAUAAUGCAGAACAAAUAGUAGCGCUUAGCUCAAGCCUUGAAGAAGCGCGCAGUGAACUCAUGGCGGAGGCGCGGGCGCGGGAUGGACGUGAGCGUGUCUUUCAACAACAGAGUAUCGAAUGGGCUGCCCAACGAGCGGCCCUCGAUGCCAAGCUUGAUACCUUGAAUAAGAAGCUACGCUCAACAAAGGACCAAUACCAGGCCGCAGCUACGGAACUUAGACGGCAGUAUGGCACCACUAAUAAUUAUGAGUCUAAAACCUCCAGUGCACAGUCCACUACAAAGCACAACUCUGGCCUGACAAUUGCAACCCCUGGAGCUAUUCGUGCCCAAGACAAAAGAAGUAAAACAUCAACAUUGCCCGGCGAGAAGUCAUCAUUUUCGAUCACUCCAUUUCUAAACCGAACAAAUGGGCUUCAAAAUUCAGCUACAAGCUCUGAGGAUGAUGCAGAUGAGCUCCACGCAACUCAUAUGGCCGGUAGAGCAAAUGAGAAGGCCUCUGGAAAUGAUGUCCAAAAAGGUGUUGAUCCUAGGUAUCAGGGUCAGAGGGUGUCGGUUGAUGAGAUACCUGUCGCCGUGGACACAUUGCGUCUAGGUCAUGGUAUCUCCAACAGCAGAAAAGGGGGACAACUCCAGAGAAACUUGGUAGACAAUUCAGAUCAUGAGGGACGAGUGGAAAAUGUCAGCGGUAUAUAUACCCAUUCCUCUAAACAUGGGCAACCCAAAUCAAAGAAACGUAAGCUGGGGACCCAACGCGACAUGGGCUUGUUCGACGAAGAAGACGAUGGAGAUACUGAUGACAUCAGACGGCCAGGUCGGAAGCUGGUCUUAGGCGGUACAGGGCGGAAUCUUGCUUCCCAAGUAUCUGCUCCAAGUGGCGGUCGCCUUGGACGCGGUCGCGGGUUGGCUGGGCUGGGUGAAUUUUCUCCCUUGAAGCGAGACAAGAAACGACUUUAGAGAAGCUUCACUGUCACAUGCCAGAGUGAAUCCAAUUGAUUUAAUCUCACUGUUUCACCUCGGAACUAGUAGGCUUCUAUAUUGGAGAGAAGAGGGCAAGGCAAAGUGAAG